AUGGAAUCGUUCACACAAUCCACCACGGCUCCCUCCAAACUCCUCACCAUGCCCCCAGAGAUCCUCUUCGCCAUCCUAGACCUCACCGACACCUUCCAAUCCAAGUUCAGUCUCGCCCGCACCUGCAUCCCCCUCUACAACACCCUCAUCACCGAAAUCUACAAACAAGCCUCCAAAUUCCCAUCCCUCGCCGGCGCACACAUCUACGAAGCCUGCCGCGACGGCAACAUCCUCACCCUCGAACGCAUCUUCCAAGCCGAAGCCCACAGCAUCGGCCACCGUGUCCAAGAGCUCUUCAACAGAUCUCUGUACACGGCUAUUCAGUUCUAUCAAGUCAACGUCGUGCAGUGGCUUCUCGCGCGCGGCGCAGAUCCGAACUAUGUAGGUGAUCACGAUGUGGAAAUGCCCAUGGUUUUUGACUCUCCUCUGCAGUUGGCGGUUCAGUCGGUGCUUAUGCCGGGUUUGCCUGAGUGGCGGAUUCCGAAGAAGUGGCAUGAGUUGGGAUUCGUGAUGCCGGGUCGUGAGGAGUGGUGGUGGGCGGGGAGGAUGAUCAUUCAACUACUUCGUGAUGCGGGUGCUGAUGAGAAGUCGCUUUAUUUGGGUCUUGAUAAAGAGCAUCUGGAUUGGAUACAAUACGGUUUGCAGAGUUGUCUUCUUCAUCCGGUUUGUUAG
Molecule: messenger RNA, 672 nt
Organism: Fusarium pseudograminearum CS3096
Lineage: Eukaryota; Fungi; Ascomycota; Sordariomycetes; Hypocreales; Nectriaceae
Exons: 1
Coding region: 1-672 (223 amino acids)
Source: RefSeq, a predicted model, not a curated record